AUGGGGGUGAAAGGUUGCCUUCUCGGCUGUUUGACCAUAGCCCUGCUCCUCCAGCUCUCAGCUGCCGGCCUGGUCAAGAAGAUCAUCCGCCACCGUAGGGAGACCCUGGCACCCAAGGCCCAGGAGAACCUGACCCUGCCCCACCCGGACCAGCCAGUGGUCUUCAACCACGUGUACAACAUCAACGUGCCCUCCAGCUCCCUCUGCUCGGUGGACCUGGACUCCCCUGGAGGCACAGAGCUCAAGCACAAGACCGCCCCCCAGUCAGACAUGCAGAACACAGAGCACAUGGAGCACACGGUGGAUGGGGAAAACCAGAUCGUUUUCACGCACCGUAUCAACAUCCCCAAGCAGGCGUGCAGCUGCAACAACCAGCUGCCAGACAUCAAGGACAUCCUGAACCGACUGGAGAUGCUGGAGUUGGAGCUGUCCAGUCUGAGAGAGCAGUGCAACAGUGGGACAGGAUGCUGUGGAGCUCCAGUCACAGGUGAAGUGUCCAUCAAACCCUACUGUAAUGGCCGUGGAAACUGGAGUACAGAAACCUGCAGCUGUGUGUGUGAACCAGGCUGGAAGGGCCUGAACUGCACCGAGCCCGAGUGCCCCAACGACUGCCAGGACCAGGGCCGCUGUUUGGACGGCAAGUGCAUUUGUUUUGAGGGCUUCGAUGGGGACGACUGCAGCACUGAGCUGUGCCUGCUGAACUGCGGGGACUAUGGGCACUGCAUCGACGGGAACUGUCUCUGCGAGGAGGGCUUCAUUGGCGAGGACUGCUCCCAGACCAACUGCCUCAACAACUGCCUGGGCCGGGGCCGCUGCGUGGAUGACGAGUGCAGGUGCGAUGAGCCCUGGACAGGUUACGACUGCUCCGAGCUCAUCUGCCCCAAUGACUGCUAUGACCGUGGGCGCUGUGACAACGGCACCUGCUACUGCGAAGAGGGCUUCACUGGCGAGGACUGCGGAGAGCUCACUUGCCCCAACAACUGCAACAACCGUGGCCUGUGCGUGAAAGGCCAGUGCGUGUGUCAUACCGGCUACAGCGGUGAGGACUGCUCCAGACUCACCUGCCCCAACGACUGCAGUGAGAGGGGCCAUUGCUUCAAUGGGAGAUGCGUCUGUGACCCGGGCUUUGAGGGAGAGGACUGCUCCGUCCUGUCCUGCCCAGACAACUGCAACAACAGGGGCCAGUGUAUCAACGGGGAGUGUGUGUGCGACGUUGGCUACCAGGGCGAUGACUGCAGUGAGCUCUCCUGCCCCAACAACUGCCUUGGCCAUGGGCGCUGCGUAAAUGGGCAGUGUGUGUGCCACAAGGGGUACGCUGGGGAGGACUGCAGCGUCAAGACCUGUCCCAAAGACUGCAUGGGACGCGGGGAUUGUGUGGACGGCAAGUGUGUGUGCUUCGCGGGCUUCACAGGCAAUGACUGCGCUGAGCUGACCUGCCCCAACGACUGUCUGAACAAUGGCCGCUGUGUGAAUGGACAGUGUGUGUGCAACAAGGGCUUCACUAGUGAGGACUGCAGUGAGAAGACCUGCCCCAACAACUGUCUCGAGAGAGGCUACUGUGUCGACGGGAACUGUGUGUGUUUUGAAGGUUUCGCGGGUUCAGACUGCUCCAUGCUGACCUGCCCAAGCGACUGCCAGAACCAGGGGGUCUGCGAGAAUGGAGUCUGCGUGUGUGAUGAAGGCUUAAUUGGGGAGGACUGCUCAGAAGUGUCGCCCCCGAAAGAGCUGACAGUGGUGGAGGUCACCCCAGAGACUGUGGACCUGACCUGGGUGAAUGAGAUGACAGUGACGGAGUACUACAUCACCUACGUGCCCACCGCCCUGGGGGGUCUUGAGCUGGACAUGCGCGUACCCGGAGAUCAGAGGACGGCCACCAUUCGGGAACUGGAACCCGGUGUGGAGUACCUGAUCAGUGUAUACGCCAUUCUCAAUAACAAGAGGAGCGUCCCCGUCAGCGCCAGAGUGGCCACACAUCUCCCUGAGCCUGAGGGGCUCAAGUUCAAGACCGUGAGGGAGACGUCGGUGGAGGUUGAAUGGGACCCACUGGACAUCCCUUUUGAUGGCUGGAACCUCAUCUUCAGAAACACUAAAGAGGAGAAUGGUGAGAUUCUCAACUCUUUGGGCCGACCAGAGACCACCUUUGAGCAGUCAGGCCUGGGCCCUGGUCAGGAAUACGAGGUCAAACUGGAGGUGGUAAAGAACAAGACUCGUGGACCACCAGCCUCCAAGAACGUUGUCACCAUGAUCGAUGCCCCCAGUCAGGUGGACGUGCGGGAUGUGACCGACACCACAGCUCUGGUGACCUGGUUCCAGCCCGUAGCCCUGGUGGAUGGGCUCAGCUUGUCUUUUGGGCCCAGCUCAGAUCCAGCCGACCGCAAUGUGCUGGAGCUGUCCUCCACUGACACCCAGCACCACAUGGGUGGCCUCAUCCCUGACACCGAGUACGAGGUGUCUCUGAUGGCCAGGAAGGGAGAGAUGACCAGUGUACCCAUAUAUGAAACCUUCCUCACAGACCUGGAUGCCCCGAAGGACCUGCAGACAGUGGAGCUGACGGAUGAGAGCAUCACUCUGGAGUGGAAGAACAGCCAGGCCCAGGUGGACAACUAUCGCAUCAAAUAUGGCACCUUGUCUGGAGGAGAGCAUGGAGAGCUGCUCUUCCCCCCGGGACCCAGGGACACUACUCAGGCCAAGAUCACCGGACUGAGACCUGGAACAGAGUAUGGAAUGGGCGUGACUGCUGUGAAGGACGAGCGUGAGAGUCUACCAGCCACUACCAAUGCAGUGACUGCACUAGAUGCCCCAAAGGAUCUGUCCACCACUGAGGUGACAGAGACCACAAUGCUGCUGGAGUGGAAGCGGCCCCUGGCUAAGCUGGACACCUACAGGUUGGUGUACGUGUCCGCCGACGGGCACAGGGCCGAAGUGGUGGUCCCCGGCAGUGCCGAGUCUCACAACCUGAUCAACCUGACGCCAGGCAUGCUCUACACCAUCAGCAUCACAGCCGAGAGAGGCCACCGGACCAGCACCCCAGCCACCAUUUCAACAGCCACAGAGGAGGAAAAGCCGGUGGUGACCAAUGUCACCAUCAGCGACGUGUUGUGGGACAGCUUCCAUCUGUCCUGGCUGGCUGAGGAGGGGGCAUUUCAGGGCUUUUUGGUUGAGGUUACAGACGCAGAGACGGGCGCAGAGUGGCAAAACCACACUGUGCCAGCCGAUGUCCGCAGCCUAGCCGUCACUGGCCUUUCUCCCAGCACCUGGUACAGAGCCAAUCUGUAUGGCGUGUACAGGGGGACCCUCUUAGAGCCUGUCUAUGCAGACACCAUCACAGAGGCUGAACCAGAAGUGGAGGCUCUGAUGGUGUCUGAUGUCACCACCGAGAGCUUUAGGUUGGCCUGGACAGCCGAAGAGGACGUCUUCGACACCUUUGUUAUAAUGGUUAGCCACACUGAUGGCCUAGGACAUCCGCAAGAGCUGGUGCUGGGCGGCGAGGACAGAAGCACAGUUAUCACGGGUCUCGCUGAGGACACGGAGUACAAAAUUGAAAUCUUUGGGCUCGUAUUGGGACAGCGUUCCAAGUCUGUUACAGAUGUGGCGAGAACAGAGCUGGGCACCCCCAAGGGCAUCCGGUUUUCUGAUGUCACCGAUACAUCUGCCACCGUUCACUGGAUGGUCCCCAGAGCCCGGGUUGACAGCUACCGUAUCAUUUAUGUUCCCGCUCAAGGGGGGAGUCCAAAUACUGUGACAGUGGACGGCACCGAGUCUCACACUGUGCUGGCCAACUUGACCCCUGGUGUUACCUACCAGGUCACCAUCAUCGCUGUCAAAGGUCAAAGGGAAAGCGAGCCUGGUUCAGACAGUGUCACCAUGGCUCUGGAUAAGCCACGCGGCCUGACUGCAGUCAACAUCACAGACACUGAAGCUCUGCUGCUCUGGCAGCCUGCAAUUGCUACUGUAGAUGGCUAUGUCAUCACCUACAGCGCAGACACUGUGGCCCCAGUGAUGGAGCGGGUGUCAGGAAACAUAGUGGAGUUUGACAUGAGCUCUUUGACCCCAGCCACCCACUACACUGUCAAAGUCUAUGCUGUACUAGAUUCUGCCAAGAGCGCCGCCACCACAACGGAUUUCACCACUGGUGUUGACGCCCCUCAGGAUUUGGCAGCCAGUAACAUCCAGACGGAGAGCUCCCUCCUGACAUGGAGACCUCCCCGAGCCGACAUCACCGGCUACAUCCUCAGCUUUGAGUCUGCCGAUGGGACUGUCAGGGAGGUCAUCCUGAGCCCAACUGCCAUCUCCUACAACAUGGCCCAGCUCAGCGCCUCCACCGAGUACUCGGUCAGGCUGCAGGCCAUCGCUGGACCUAAGAGGAGCAGGGUCAUCACCACUGUCUUCACUACCACUGGUGUGCUGUACAGACACCCCAAGGACUGUUCCCAGACCUUGCUGAACGGAGACACCACCUCAGGUCUUUACACCAUCUACCUGGGUGGAGAUGAGAGCCAGGCCACUCAGGUCUACUGCGACAUGACUGCAGAUGGAGGUGGAUGGAUCGUGUUUGUCAGACGGCAGAGCGGUAAACUGGAGUUCUUCCGCAACUGGAAGAACUACACCGCUGGCUUUGGUGACAUGAACGACGAAUUCUGGCUGGGUCUGAGUAAUCUCCAUAAGAUCACAGCCGGAGGUCAGUAUGAGCUGAGAGUCGACCUGAGAGAUAAAGGAGAGACAGCCUACGCUCACUACGACAAGUUCUCUGUCUCUGAACCUCGAACCCGCUACAAGGUCCAUGUAGGAGGAUAUAGUGGCACUGCAGGUGAUUCAAUGACCUACCACCAUGGUCGUCCAUUCUCCACUUAUGACCAUGAUAAUGACAUUGCCGUCACCAACUGUGCCCUGUCCUACAAGGGUGCCUUCUGGUAUAAGAACUGCCACCGGGUCAACCUCAUGGGACGUUAUGGAGAUAACAGUCACAGCAAGGGUGUUAACUGGUUCCACUGGAAGGGCCAUGAGCACUCGAUUGAGUUUGCUGAGAUGAAGAUUCGGCCAUCCAACUUCAGAAACUUGGAAGGAAGGAGGAAACGAUCGUAA
Lampris incognitus (smalleye Pacific opah) is the source of this 5082-nucleotide messenger RNA. RefSeq names its product tenascin Cb (gene tncb). The transcript has 22 exons. Lineage: Eukaryota; Metazoa; Chordata; Actinopteri; Lampriformes; Lampridae. The record is from RefSeq and is a predicted model, not a curated record. Gene Ontology annotation, molecular function: protein binding. Bases 1 to 5082 code for a protein of 1693 amino acids.